AGAAAGGACUCCUGAAGAAGCUUAUUAUACUAUUUUUUUCCCACAGGCGAUUGUGUCCUCCUCUUCAUCCUCUUCCCAUCCUUCACUGUCUCUAUUAGUCAACACGAUUCCUUCUCCGAUCGGUUACCUCCGGCGACUGUCUCUUACUAUCUGUUUUUAUCAACUACGUGAGGAUUUGUUACUCUGGCGUUGGUGGUAGGUCUAUGAUAUCUAUCCACAUCUUGAAUGGACUGCAACAUGAGAUCUCCGUAUCUUUGGGACUUGGAGAAUUUGAUCAUGUCCAACCCGUCAGAGUCUGAAAAUGACACAAAGCAGCUAACUACUACUACUAAGUGGGAAACUGAGAAAGGUGAAGGAAUUGAAUCUAUAUUUCCCUGUUUCAAUGGCCUCGACAGAGUCAGUAAUUGCUCUACCACCAGUCUCUGGCACACUCCUGUCUCGAAAAGCUCACAUUCGACCUCUACCAACUCAUCAUCUCCUGGAGUCAAACAGUCCAUGCUUGCAUCAGGAAGUUCCCCUGGAGAUUCUUGCAGCAACAUUGAUUUUGUCCAGGUGAAGACGUCUGCUGAAUCGGACCUUUCUUUAAAACUAGGAAAGCGGACACACACUGAAAAACUUUGGGGUGGAAACAACAAUAAUGACAUUUCAUUGACUCCUCCUCCUCCUGUUGUUACUCGAAAGAAAUCAAAAUCAUGUGGUCAGAGCAUGCAAGUCCCUCGUUGUCAGAUUGAUGGAUGUGAACUGGAUCUCUCAUCUGCUAAGGAUUAUCAUCGCAAGCAUAGAGUUUGUGAGAACCAUUCAAAGUGCCCCAAAGUUACUGUGAGUGGCGUGGAACGUCGGUUCUGCCAACAAUGUAGCAGGUUCCAUGCUGUCUCUGAAUUUGAUGAGACGAAACGAAGCUGCCGGAAACGUCUUUCUCAUCAUAAUGCGAGGCGUCGCAAGCCACAAGGAGUAUUUCCAUUUAAUCCUGAUAGGGUGUAUGAUCGAAGACAGCAUACAAAUAUGUUGUGGAAUAGUUUGUCUCUAAACACUGAAGAAAAGUUUGCAUGGGAUACUACUUAUGAUACAAAGCCUACACAGGCGGAGAGGGGUUUUACUCUGAGUUUCCAGAGAGGUAAUGGCUCUGAGCAGCAGUUGUUUGCUAGUAGCAACCACUCUUUCUCUGCCCAUCAAACCUCAGGCGGGUUCUCACUAAAGUCCAAGUUUCAACUCUAUGGCGAAGGUGUGGGAGAAUACUCAGGAGUCCUCCAUGAAUCUCAAGAUUUCCACCGUGCUCUCUCUCUUCUGUCAACUUCUUCUGAUCCCCUGGUCCAACCACAUGCACAGCCAGUUUCUCUACUCUUUUCAUAUGAUGGUGUACCAAAAUAGAUGAGUAACUAGUGUGAACUUUGUAAAACCGGUUUGCUUCUGUUAGUGGAUACUAAUCAAAACCCAUCAGAACAGCUUCUUACUGUCUGCAUUUGUAUGCUGACUUGGGCUGCUUUCUUAUCUUUAUCCUUGUUUCCGUUCUAGUUAGUAACAAAGUCAACUGUCAGCAAAACACUAAACGAUGAAUAUACAUGGUAAGACUUUGCAAAGUAUCAGUCUGA
Molecule: messenger RNA, 1589 nt
Organism: Eruca vesicaria subsp. sativa (arugula)
Lineage: Eukaryota; Viridiplantae; Streptophyta; Magnoliopsida; Brassicales; Brassicaceae
Source: the annotation of a GenBank genome assembly